CAGGAAAGAAAAAAAUGACAACAUCAAGGGGGUGGUUCCAUACAAAUAUGCAAACACACAAGCGAUUUCGACAUUUUCAUUUGUCAUGAUUGGAUCUGCGUUUUAAAAAAAAAAGACUUGUGCGGUAUGCCUUUUCUUUUUUUUUCACUCACUCACUCGGCAUAUCACAUGAAAGUGAGUGAGGGAGAAUUAGAUAGAAAAUAACUCUUUUUUUUUUUUUUUCUCUCUCUCUUUCUUUUUCUUUUUUCCUUCCAUCUCUCACUCACUCAAAAAAAGAAAACAUGCCAACAUUGACAGACAGUUUAAUCGUGGUACCACUUGAAAACAAGGUGUUAUUACCUUCUGUGGUGUUAAAGAUCAACAUGAGAGGUAGAGAUGCUGUUGCAUUAACUCGUAAGCAUUUACGGUUCAGUGAACAACGUAAACCCACCUAUAUUGCUUGUAUCCCUCUUACCGGUGAAAGUACCGCUGUAGUAGAAGAAGAUGCGGUUGCAUUAAAAGACGAAGGAUUUAUCAAGGCCGAAGAUAAAGACCGAUUAUUUGCCUAUGGCUGUACAGCCCGCAUUGUUAGAGUGCAGCGAUCGGGUCUAGGCGCUUUUACGAUGUUUGUGGAAGGUAUUUCUCGAUUUAUGGUAGAUGACUAUUUUACGCAUGAGAAUGCCUUGCAUGUCAAGGUCAAGUAUUUCGAUGAAGAACUAGACGAGAAUGAAACGAGCGAUGAAAUGAUUCGAUUUAAAGCUCUUGUACGUGAAUUUUUGGCCAAAAUGAAGGAUUUGAAUAUGCCAGAGAAUUUGAUUGGACAAUUGACCAAAUUGAUUGAUUCUGUGUCGCCUCCUGUCUUGGCAGAUCUGUUAGUGUCUGUGAUCGAGACGUCGUUUGAUGAGAAAUUAACCAUGUUGGCUACCAUCAGUUUAAAGGAACGAGUGGAAAAGGCAUCAGAAUGGAUGACACGUCAACUUCAUGUGUUGAAAAUAUCUGAGCAAGUGCAUUCAAGUGUUGAAGGAAAAUUAACCAAGAAACAACGCGAGUUCUAUCUCCGUCAACAGUUGGAGGCGAUUAAAAAAGAGCUUGGAGAAACAGAGGGUGGUAGUGGAGCCAAGGAAGAAGACGAACUUGACCAGCUAGGAGCUAAAAUCGAAGAAGCUGAAUUACCCGAGGAGGCUUCCACUGUGGCUCAACGCGAACUGAAACGGCUCAAAAAGUUACAACCUGCCUCCAGUGAAUAUGCCGUUGCUCGCAACUAUUUGGAACUGUUGGCAGAUUUACCAUGGAGCAAAAAAACAGACGAUGUAUUGGAUAUCGCACAAGCCAAACAGAAAUUGGAAGACGAUCAUUUUGGAUUGGAUCAUGUGAAGAAGCGUAUUAUUGAAUAUUUAUCCGUCAUCAAGAUCAAAGGAGAUUUAAAAGCUCCCAUCAUUUGCUUUGUUGGUCCUCCGGGCGUGGGAAAGACUUCCUUGGGUAAAUCCAUCGCUAGUUCUCUCGGCCGUGAAUUUCAUCGUAUUUCAUUGGGCGGUGUCCGAGACGAAGCAGAAAUGCGAGGUCAUCGUCGUACAUAUGUAGGUGCUAUGCCGGGAUUGAUUAUUCAGGGUUUGAGAAAAUGCAAAGUCAACAAUCCUCUGUUUCUAUUGGACGAGAUUGACAAACUAGUGCAAUCCUCGCAUUACGGUGAUCCAUCCGCUGCCCUUUUAGAAGUCCUGGAUCCGGAACAAAACAAUAGCUUUUCCGAUCAUUAUCUGAAUGUGCCCUUUGAUUUAUCCAAUGUACUCUUUAUUGCUACUGCUAAUAGUUUGGACACCAUUCCAGAGCCUUUGUUGGAUCGUAUGGAACUUAUCAGUCUGAACGGUUACACUUUCGAGGAAAAAUUAUACAUUGCUAAAGCACAUUUACUGCCAAAGCAGCUGUUGGCUCAUGGCCUUGUAAAGGGACAGGUAUGUAUGAAGGACGAAGUCUUUUUGAAAGUAGCAGAGAAUUAUACCCGAGAAAGUGGCGUACGUAGCUUGGAAAGAACUAUUGCAUCCGUGGUACGUGCGAAAUGUGUUCAAUUAGCCGAUUUACGUGAACAAGACAAGGAAGAAGAAUACGACCCCAAUGUUUCUUUAGAAGCCAUUGAAGAGAUCCUUGGUAUGGCUUAUUAUGAAAAGGAGAUUGCAGAAAGAGAUCCAGUUCCGGGUGUUGUCACGGGUUUGGCUUACUCUGGUAGUGGUAACGGUGGUAUUUUGUUUGUAGAAGCCACCAAGAUGCCUGGUGAUGGUAAUCUCGAGUUAACCGGCUCCCUUGGUAACGUGAUUCAAGAGUCUGCCAAAUUAGCCUUGUCUUGGGUCAAGUCUCAUGCGUUUGCACUUCAAUUAACAACGAGUCCCACAGGGAAAAUGAUUGAGCAUGAUGAUAUUCAUAUUCAUUUCCCUGCUGGUUCAAUUAGUAAAGAUGGACCUUCCGCUGGUGUUACGCUGGUAUCAGCCAUUGUAUCACUUUAUUCGGGUUACCAUGUACCACCCACGACGGCCAUGACAGGUGAGAUCUCGUUACGGGGACAAGUUUUACCUGUAGGAGGAAUUAAAGAAAAAGUGGUGUCUGCUCACCGUGCUGGUAUUCGUAAAAUUAUUUUGCCCUAUCGUAACCGUAAAGAUGUUGAACAAGAUGUUCCUGAGAAGGUCAAGGAGGAUAUUCAAUUUGUUUAUGCCAAGAACAUAUGGGAUGUGUUAGAAGCGGCUCUCGUCAUGAAUGAAACCGACAAAUGGAUCACACCCCGUGUAUAUGAAAGUCACUUAUAAAUUUUUGUCGUAUUAUUAGUAAACAUUAUAUUUAAUGAGGGGAUCGUUCAAUUGACGACUUUUUUAAUGGCGUUUUUAAAGGAGUGUUUAAAAUAACAAUGUGAUGUUGGGAUCAUUGUUUCUUAACUGCAAUACUCCGACUCUUUUUAUUGGCUGGCAACUCUAGGUGCUUUUAUUUUUUACCCUUUUUUUUUUU
Mucor mucedo is the source of this 2967-nucleotide messenger RNA. Its product is annotated as ATP-dependent protease La. Gene Ontology annotation, molecular function: serine-type endopeptidase activity; ATP hydrolysis activity; ATP binding. Gene Ontology annotation, cellular component: peroxisomal matrix. The record is from RefSeq and is a predicted model, not a curated record. NCBI's taxonomy places the organism in Eukaryota, Fungi, Mucoromycota, Mucoromycetes, Mucorales, Mucoraceae. The transcript is spliced from 7 exons. Gene Ontology annotation, biological process: protein processing; protein catabolic process; protein targeting to peroxisome. Bases 282 to 2771 code for a protein of 829 amino acids.